Pan troglodytes (chimpanzee) is the source of this 1864-nucleotide messenger RNA. RefSeq names its product golgi associated RAB2 interactor 1A (gene GARIN1A). Gene Ontology annotation, cellular component: nucleus. The transcript is spliced from 6 exons. Bases 113 to 1240 code for a protein of 375 amino acids. The record is from RefSeq and is a predicted model, not a curated record. NCBI's taxonomy places the organism in Eukaryota, Metazoa, Chordata, Mammalia, Primates, Hominidae.
AUGGGGAGGAAAUGCUGGGGAGGUGGGGGCAGAUCACAUCAACAUCCUGGCGUUGGGCUGGGUCGGUGUGGAGCCCCAGAAAUGUUCCCAAGCCCAUUCUUACCAAGAACCAAUGAGUAAAAUCAGGGGCCUCCAACCUGAGGUCAGGGAACCAGGCCCUGGAGUGGAACUUGGGGUGGAAAAUGGCCUUCUUUGUCAACUGAUUCAUUCUCCAGAAUUCAAUUUGUUCUCCAACUCGGUGGUGUUUGAAAGCAACUUUAUCCAGUUAGAUAAAACAGAGGACCCAGAGAAGAAUGACACAGGGUUCCUGCAGCCAAGGACCUUAAAGUGUAUUUGGGGAGACCAACGAAAAGGAUCAAUAGCAGGUCAGGGCCCAGCCCAGUGUGUGCACACCUGCCCCCAAGAUGAUGUGCCACUUUCCAGCAUCUGUAUUCUUCCACCCCUUGUUUUCUGCUCCUUUCUGACCCAUGUGCCUGAGGCUGAUUUCCAGGUCACUAAGCCCGGGAACUGGAGAGAUGUCUGUGAAGGGUCUGCCACCGUGAUCCUCGGGGUGACCUCCUCGGUGCCCUCCCUGCCACUCCCCAAUGUCCUCCUGAUGGCCAAUGUUACCUGGCCCCAGGGUCCAUUUACCACCUGGAGCACACCUGGUGACGCCCCAGUCAUCAACCUCAGCAGGCUUCUCCCCCUGAAGUACGUGGAGCUACGAAUCUACGACCGGCUCCAGCGCAUCCUGAGGGUUAGGACAGUGACCGAAAAGAUCUACUAUCUGAAGCUCCACGAAAAACACCCAGAGAUUGUGUUUCAAUUCUGGGUCCGCUUGGUGAAAAUUCUGCAGAAAGGCCUGUCCAUCACCACCAAAGACCCGAGAAUCGAAUUCACUCACUGCCUGGUGUCCAAGAUGCCCACCAACUCCACAGAAACAACACCUGAAAACAGCCUCCUGUCAUCCCCCCAGCCCAGCGAGCCCCUCGUGCUGCUGGCACCUGAGCAGACCAGUGGCAGUUUCUCACAGCUCUCAGGAAAGCCCCAGCUCACAGCAGACAGGAACAAUGACACUGCCAUUGAAAUAGACAACUGCAGCAGCUACAAGAUACCCUCUCCAGUGGCAUCUCCAAUCAAUUUGAAUAUACCCAUGAGAGCUGCCUUGAGCCACAGCCUCUGGGAACAAGAGGACCAGAAUGAGCACCUUCUACAAGUUCAUAUAGCCAGUUACCUAGGAGAGCACUUCUUGGGAGCCUGACACCUAGGCAAAACAUGCUCUUCCUUGCAUACGUGUACUUGCUACCACCUCUUAUAAUGCUCCUUUCCCACUGUGAGCCAAGUGACCUUGGGAGAGGUAAGAUGGUGUUUCCAACAAGGUGCUUCUCUACUUCCACCAAUAAACUUCCAAGCUGUACAGGAAGCAUGGCUGGGGAGGCCUCAGGAAACUUACAAUCAAGGCAGAAGGCAAAAGAGAAGCAGACCUGUCCUACGAGUCUGGAGCAGGAGAAAGAAAGAAGUGGGAGGUGCUAUGCACUUUUAAACAACCAAAUCUCGUGAGAACUCACUAUCAUGAGAACAGCAAGGAGGAAAUCCACCCCCAUGAUCCAAUCACCUCCCACCAGGCACCUCCUCCAACACUGGGGAUUAAAUUCAACAUGAGAUUUGGGCAGGGAGACAGAUCCAAAUCAUAUAUCAGUCUGCUCAAUUGAAACCACACAAUAGCCAAGCAAAGCCAAGAAAGCCAGUCCAAGGCUGGCUUGGAAAGGGCCUCUGAGGAGAGGAAAGGGCCUCUGAGGAGAAAUCAACUUUCAAAGGGGCAGGGGGAAAUAGAGGUUGAGCUACUGCAAGCCCAAAAUAAAAGAAAUCCUGAGAAGGAUGGUAA